AACUAGCACUCAUGAAGCAGCAUCAGUUUCCUCUUUCUGCUGUGACCAUGGGGUCGUAACACUUGGGCACUUUACAGUUCUCUGUGUUGUUGCUUUUAAACAAUAGCCUAAAAACACAUCCCUACUCCUGUCAGAAACCUUCGUUUAUAUGGAUUCGCUGUAAAAUAUUUCUUAAAAGUUAACAGAGUCGCUUAUUUUUUUGUUCGCCAAAAUGCCUGAGCUCAUAUCUGUGGAGGAGUUUAUCGCGGAGACUCUGGAGGACUACAGUUCUCCCACCACAUCAUCUUUCAUCACAAAAAUGACAAGCUGCCGGAAUACAGUCAACAACAUCGAGGAGGCUCUGGAUUGUGACCGGAUGGUGUUGCAGAAAAUGAAGAAGGCUGCCAAAGCCAAGCAUGCCUCAGGUCAAGACCACAUAACACAUCUGGAGCUGUACAUCAACUCCAUGGAGAAGCUGGCUGUAAAUUUCCGGAAUAAUGGAGAGCAGGAAGUGGCCUCUGCCUUUAAUAAGUUUGCUGAGUUCUCCAAAGAGCUGUUGACACCGGUGAAGAACUUGUUAAAGAGCAUGCUGCACAACAUCAACUUCUUCCUGGACUCACUGGUAAAAGGGGAUUUGAAAGAGGUUAAAGGUGACCUGAAGAAGCCGUUUGAUAAAGCUUGGAGGGAUUAUGAGAAUAAAUUCACUAAGAUAGAGAAAGAGAAGCGUGAGCUGGCGAAGCAGUAUGGGAUGGUGAGAACGGAAGUGAGUGGAGGAGAGAUCGCAGAAGAGCUGGAGAAAGAACGCAGGAUGUUCCAACUACAGAUGUGUGAGUACCUCAUCAAAGUGAAUGAAAUAAAAACCAAGAAAGGUGUGGACCUGCUGCAGAAUCUCAUCAAGCACUACCACUCUCAGUGCAAUUUCUUUCAGGAGUGUCUGGCUGCCACUGAGAAGCUGAAGCAGUACAUUGAUGUUCUAACUGGAGGACUCAGUGCUAUUAAGCACAGGCAGGAUGAAGAGAAGAGGCAACUCUGUUCUCUGCGGGACCAGCUGAAACCUGCCCUACAACCUGAGCUUAAAGAGGAUUCUUUAAGCAGACAGACCGUGUACAGCAUGCACCAGCUUCAAGGAAACAAGCAAUACGGCACAGAGAAAUCAGGCUACCUCUACAAGAAGAGUGACGGGCUGAGGAAGAUGUGGCAGAAGAGGAAGUGCAGCGUGCACAACUGCUAUCUCACAAUCGCUCAUGGAACUCCUAAUAAACCUCCAGCCAAACUGAACCUCCUCACCUGCCAGGUCAAACCCAGUCUUGAGGACAAAAAAUGCUUCGACCUCAUCUCACAUAACCGUACGUAUCACUUUCUGGCUGAAGAUGAGCCUGACUGUGUGGCGUGGAUCUCUGUGCUGACUAACAGUAAGCAGGAGGCUCUGAAUGUGGCUCUGGAUGAGCGCAAGACGGGUGGUGAGAGCAGUGUGGAGGAUUUAACCCGCUCCAUCACCGAGGAUAUCCUCCGAAUGCCGGGGAAUAACGUGUGCUGUGACUGCAGAGCUCCAGAUCCUACAUGGAUUUCCACCAAUCUGGGCAUUCUGACAUGUAUUGAGUGUUCAGGGAUCCAUCGGGAGAUGGGCGUCCAUCACUCACGCAUUCAGUCCCUUUCACUGGACAAACUGGGCACUUCUGAAUUGCUGUUGGCGAGGAAUGUGGGGAACUCAGGGUUUAAUGAAAUUGUUGAGGCCAGCCUCCCCAGUCCGUCUCUGAAACCAUCUGCAGAAAGUGACAUGACGGAACGUAAAGAUUUUAUCUUAGCGAAGUAUCUGGAGUUUCAGUUUGCUCAGCGUAGCGGCAGUUCUCCAGACACACUGCGACGCCGGCUGCAGGAGGCCGUGCACAGCCGGGACAUUUUCAGCCUGCUACAGCUUUACGCUGAAAAACUGGAACUGAGCCUGCCACUGCCUGGCCUGCUUCAGGAAAAGCGGGAGACAGCACUACACCUUGCUGUUUUAUUGGCUGACCGGACCUCCCUACACAUGGUGGACUUCCUGGUACACAACUGUAAUAAUCUGGAUGCGCAGACAGUGCGGGGGAACACUACACUGCAUUACUGCUGCCUGCACAAUAAAACUGAGUGCCUUAAGCUCCUGCUGAGGGCCAAGGCCAACACACAUAUCAAAAACGAAAACGGAGAGACUGCUCUGGACAUCGCUAGAAGACUGAAGCAUACGCACUGUGAAGAACUGAUCCAGCAAUCUCAGAACAAUCAGUUUAACAUGCACAUCCAUGUGGAGUAUGAGUGGAGACUGCGGCAGGACGAUUUGUAUGAAAGUGACGAUGAGCUGGAAGACAAGUCAGGUCCAGUGAAGAAGGACCGGUCAAGUAGGCCUUUCAGCCUUUACCACAGCGGAUCUCAGGAACGUGGUGCGGGGGGUAUAUUCAGCGUGGGCCGCCGGCUUGCUCUGGGGCGAGGCGAACACAAACGAGAAGCAUACUGUAGCCCCAGUCCUCAGACACGCAGCCUGGACAGUCCCCCACCUCCCCCACCAUCAUCUCCCGCACCACCACUACCACCUAGAGCCCGUGCUCCGAAUGUUCCUCCCCCUCCUCCCCCGGUCAGUCCCCCGGAUGGGUGGACAGAGGCCAGCUUCAGUAAGAAGAGAACUCCUCCUCCUCCGCUGGUGAUUCGACACAAGCGGACGUAUUCUGAGCCGUCUCCUCAGGUUCCUCUCAGUCCACAUGGAGGCUCACGGCCAGGACAUGCUGAUUAUGGAGUCCCGGCGAGUCCUCGAGGCUUCAGCAGUCACGAUUCAUCUGUUCAAAAGUGUGUCUCAGGGUCACCCAAGUACACCAUGACAGCACUAAACUCUCUGUCUGAGCUGCCUGAGCGAGGUGAGCACACCAGGCCUUCAUUCAUUUCUGGUUUUCGAGCAGAUGGGGAGGGCAGCAGUUGCCACUUCCUGUAUCAGACUCCACAGUCUAGCAGUUCAGGCCGUCAUGCCCAGGCCCUGUCCCCCACUUCCCCUAGAUCCUUUAGCCUGGACUCCAACGGAAGCUCUGCAUCUUCCUGCCCCAGCGCCCCACACCCACUACCCAGACGCACUAUGAUAAAGCCAAAGCUGAAGAGAGUGAAGGCCAUGUAUGACUGUGUGGCUGAUCACCAUGAUGAGCUCACAUUCAAUGAGGGAGAGGUACUGGUGGUUCUGGCAGAAGAAGACGCUGAUUGGUGGCACGGCUACAUUGAGGGACAGCCAGACAAGAAAGGCCUGUUUCCAGCCUCUUUCGUCUCAUUACUGUCCCAGUGAAGCCGGACAAAGGAGUUCGAGACCAAGUGGAAGACGGUGGAAGCAGUCAGAGAAAGAAGUGUGAGACGUCUUCUGCUCUUCUGGUCACAUUAUGAAUAAUCAGUGUUACAAAGCAAUGCAGUGGACACAGAGAGCUUUACAACACAGAGCAAGUCUUCACAACAUCUGUAACAGUCAGUGGUUGUUCAGGCCCUUCAGACACAAGAGAGCUGAGUAUCUGUCAUCAUGUACACUCUUAAAAAAUAAAGUUUCUAAAUAGAGUCCUUUGGAGCAGCGCUAUAGAACAAUGGUGGCAGAUCUUCACUGCGAAGAGGUCGUGUGGCUGCAGGCUUUCAUUCCACCCAAGCUGUUGUUGCUUCUGAUCAGCUAACACCAGCCAUUUGCAGAUAAGACUGGUAGAGGAACCACUUUUGGUUCCCUAAAUAACCUUUCAGUGGAUGCUUCUUUAAAGAGUCCCGUGCAAAGGUUCUAUACCGAUUAAAGGUUUCUCAUAGAACUGUACAUUAACCAUUAGAACCAUUUAAGGAGUGUACAUUAGGGCUAGCACAAUAUGGACAAAAUACCAGAGUUAUGAUUAUAUUGCUACAUAUUGCAGAUACACCUUGCAAUAUAUUAAAAACAUUAGGGAAUUAUGGUGAAAGAUUAGUUUGCAUUAUUUUGGUCUAAAUAAUUUACUUUUGUUAAAUUACAUAAAUACCUUAAUUCCUCAAAACUCCCACAGAAUCACUCACCUGGAACAGUGAUUGGUCAAGAUACUCACAGUAAAAAAACAAUGGGCCUCAUUUACCAGCCGUUAGCAAGAAAUUUCUUCUUAAAACACCACCUCUGCAGUUUUCAGGAAGAUUCUGACAUUCGCCAGUGUUUUCUUAUUUGGGAUUUGAUCUUAGGUAAGAACAGAAUCCACACACACUCAAGAGCACAAAGGUGCAAACAGUUCUUAACUAGGAACACAUUAUAAAUCUGAUGUAGACUUUUUCUUAGGACCUUUCUCAAGAACAAAUUUAAGAAGAAACUUAGGAAGAUAUUGGUGAAUGAGACACAAUAUGAUUGGUUGAGUCUCAUUUGCAUAUAGCAACCCUCUGUGAUGUUAUCAUGUACUAAUAUCGCAGUAAUAAUUAACAAGCAAUAUAUAUAAUUGUGCAGCCCUAAUGUCUGAGAUAGAAGUGUUAAGACAACACAUAAGAUGCGUAUAUCAUAUCCCAAGUCUAGUUGGUAUCAAAAUGUUCAAGUCUAGGGAAAAAGGAAAGACAAGUAAAUGUUAACACUGCCAAGUGAAGUUGGUUUAAUUGCAUUAUUAAACAGGAAUGCCACAGAUUUUUCUAAAUUUCUAGAUCAUUUGGGUUAGAGAAGAUAAAAAAAGAGGUUUUAUGUGAAGUGCUCCAUUCUAGUGAAACUGUGUUGUUUACAGUGGUGGUGAUAUGAACCAGAUGUCUGACGUGUUCAAUACCUAUAAAACUACCUCAGAAAGCUAUUACAUGAAAUAGUUAAGAAUUCACUGCCUGAUAACUGAGACACUGUUUUAUAUAGUUUAAAAGUAAGGCUUUGGCCUAAACUAUAGUUUUUAAAAUCUAUUCAGGGUGGAAAAGUAUGUGCAGAACGCUGUAAGGCAAAA
This is a messenger RNA of Colossoma macropomum (tambaqui), 4886 nucleotides long. Its product is annotated as un-named sa1614. Lineage: Eukaryota; Metazoa; Chordata; Actinopteri; Characiformes; Serrasalmidae. The transcript is spliced from 28 exons. Gene Ontology annotation, biological process: positive regulation of GTPase activity. Gene Ontology annotation, cellular component: cytoplasm. The record is from RefSeq and is a predicted model, not a curated record. Gene Ontology annotation, molecular function: GTPase activator activity; protein binding. Bases 212 to 3274 code for a protein of 1020 amino acids.